GACGAGUGUUUCCAAAGUACGAGUCCUGCGCAACCCGACCACCACUUGAGCUUUAAAUGCAACCGAUCCCCCUUCCUGCCGAGCCGUGCCAUAAUUAUACAUCCUCAUCAUCACCAACCCGUGCGUCCGCCUUUUCCUCUCACUGCAUCGACGACAGUUACAUUCGCUCAGCCUAUCAAGAACGUUCUCGGUUGUUGGAUAGUUCUGAUCCAUCCGGACACAUCACAAGUCAACACAUUCGCUAUGGGUAACGUGGGAAGGUUCUUCUGUGUGGCCCUGCCAUUCAUACUCACAGCCGGCGCCAUCAUCUCUAUGCUCAUUGUCGGUCUCGCUGGUGUCACCAACAAUGCCAGUCUGUAUAUCCUUCGAGCCAACGUCACCGGCCUCACGAUCAGCCCUGCAUCGGCCGAGUCUCUACUGUCGAGUGUUACUUCUCGAGAUGUGACCCACCACGAAAGACAAGUUGAUGCGUCCUCUUUCGGCGGCUCGUCUGAGCAGGGCAGCUCUACGGACAGCGCCUGGGCUGCCGCUUCGAGUGUCGCUUCGAGCUCCAGCGCCAGCUCGUCCGGCUCCAGCACCAGCACUACUUCCACCACGACCUUGACAAGCAACAUCACCGCCACGGACCUGGGGCUUAAGGAUUUCUACGAUAUCACCCUAUGGGGAGUGUGCACUACUGACUCUGAUGGUAAACGCGAAUGCACCAAGGCCAAGUUCGACUGGGCUGAAACCGAACUCAACACCAGCUCCCUCAUUACCGCCAGUUACAACAUUACUCUUCCCUCCGAGAUUACCGGUUCCAUCAGUGCAUUCCAGAAGAUCACAAAGUGGACCGAGGUUGUGUACAUCAUCGCCAUGAUUGCUUUGGGUAUCGAGCUGGUUGCUGGUGCUUUCACCUACUGCAGCCGCGCCGUCUCCUGCAUUACCUACCUUAUCAGUGGUGUCGCGACCGUCGCAGUGUGUGCUUGCGCCGCAAUGAUCACCGCAAUGGCCGUCAUUGUCGUUGGGGCCAUUGAGGGAACUGCCAAGUACUAUGGUGUCAAAGGAAGCAUCAACACCAACUUCUUGGCCGCGGUGUGGAUCGGCGCUGCUUUUACUAUCGCUGCUUCCCUGUUCUGGCUAUUCAGUGCCUGCUGCUGCAAGCGCGACCACACUCGCUCCAGCAAGAACCACGACGACGAGAAGCCAUUCCUGCCCAACGGUUCAUACGCUCCUCUGCACGACAACAGAAACAGCUAUGGUUACAACAACCAGCAGGCUUACACUGGCCACAACAACGCCCGCUCGGACCUGGCCUACGAGCCUUAUUCGCACUCGCGUGUCUAAAACAUCUAUGAUUUGAUUUGACGGUGGACAUGUGGAUAAUUCGACACAUGUAUGAAGUUUGCAUAGUGCAAUCUACAUAUGCAUUCAACGGCGUUCGGGGGUAUGGGAAAUGACGAGAAUGAUUCUCCUCGUUAGCUUUUAGAAUUUGGCCCUGUAUUACUGCUGUAUUACACGACACAAUACCCGUAGUUUUGGUAGAAUUGAUGACUAUACGAUCA
Truncatella angustata is the source of this 1544-nucleotide messenger RNA. RefSeq names its product SUR7/PalI family-domain-containing protein. Bases 244 to 1326 code for a protein of 360 amino acids. The record is from RefSeq and is a predicted model, not a curated record. Gene Ontology annotation, biological process: fungal-type cell wall organization. NCBI's taxonomy places the organism in Eukaryota, Fungi, Ascomycota, Sordariomycetes, Amphisphaeriales, Sporocadaceae. The transcript is spliced from 2 exons. Gene Ontology annotation, cellular component: plasma membrane; cell cortex of cell tip.